Molecule: messenger RNA, 5430 nt
Organism: Lethenteron reissneri (Far Eastern brook lamprey)
Lineage: Eukaryota; Metazoa; Chordata; Hyperoartia; Petromyzontiformes; Petromyzontidae
Product: tumor protein D53 homolog
Cellular component (GO): cytoplasm
Source: RefSeq, a predicted model, not a curated record
UGGUGAGGAGGAGGAUACGAAGAGGAGGAGGAGGGGACACGAAACAGGCAAGGGGACGACGUCGACGACGACGGCGGCGGCGGCACGAGACGGGCAGCGAGGCGAGAUCGACCAACGCAACUUCGGCGGCUCCCACCGACAUGGAAGCCGUGCAGCAAGGUCUGCUGGACCCGGACACGAUGCAGGAGGUGGCGGUGGACCCUGUGCCCACGCAGGACGGCGCUUGUAGCGUGAGCAGUGCGGAGCGGGAAGAGCUGGAGGCGGAACUGGCCAAGGUGGAGGAGGAGAUCUCCACGCUGCGCCAGGUGCUAACGGCCAAGGAGCGGCACGCGGCUGAGAUCAAGCGCAAGCUGGGCCUGAGCCCUCUCAACGAACUGCGCACCAACCUAAGCCGCGGGUGGCAGGACAUGCAGGCCACCAACGCGUACAAGAAGACCCAGGAGACGCUGACGGUGGCCGGUCAAAAGACCACCUCCGUGCUGUCCAACGUGGGCUCGGCCAUCACACGCAAGUUGGGAGACAUGAACGACUUGUAUCUGCGUCUGCUCGUGCCGAGAUCACAUUCUUUUAGCUACUCUUCCAUCCGUCACUCGAUUAGCAUGCCUGCCAUGAGGAAUUCGCCGAGCUUCAAGUCAUUUGAGGAACGAGUCGAGAACACCGUCACCACCCUGAAGUCCAAGGUAGGUGGUGAAGGCCAGCCGAGCAGCAACUUCGAGGAGGUGUUGAGUUCUACAGCCAGCGCCAGCGGGCACGACACCAGCAACCGAGACUGAAUCAACACCAGCGCCGCCAGCCGCUUACACUACCCGCUACACUACACGCCGACAUAUGCCGCUGUACCAGCUCCCACUCCAGCACUACACCUUUAGCCCCAGGCACUGUUGCCCUUGCAUAGUGCAAUGCUAGGCUCUUAAAAGGCCAUAUACACAGUGACAUCAAAACUGUUGACCAUUGUGUACAAUUGCACAUCCUUAAAUUCAUCUGGAUUCUCAAGCAAUUGACACAGGGCAAGCAGCAAGCGCGUGUCGUGCAUCUGGCCUCCGAGUGCGCAGAUAAGGGCCAUUACAUAAGACUACGGCGCUCUUUAAGGACAGGGAUGAGUGUGUACUGGCUGGACAAAAGUGAGUGCGCUUGCUCUGCUUAAGUCCACAUCGUUAUCAACAGCCAUGGUCAAUCCACUGCUGGAUGAAGGCUUCCCUAAGCCGGCGGAGACCAUUUGCAUGCCACGCGCAUACGCGACACGGAAAUAAUGUUUUCCUACGCACAUGAUGAAUUGAUGCUUUGUGUUGCAAGCGUAAGAAUCCAUGUUAUUCGUGAGAAUCGAUGCAUUAUUAGUUACCUAUCGUUAAUCCACCGAGUGCUGGAGUGGGUCAUGUGCCCCCCCCCCCGCGUGACAGACGGUGCACUCCAUUUUCACACCUUGGGGGGGGGGGGCACGCGUUGUUGCUUAGAAAUGUUGAGCGAUGCACAAGCUUGGGGAUUCUGAAACGGCUCGGUAGAUGGCGUUGGUUAUCCAUUCCGCAUGGGGUGGUGGUAGGGGGGAGUGUGACAAUUUCAGUCCUAGUAAAAAAACCGGUUUAAAGAUCGAGGAUUGUGAAGAGUACGCAAGGACUCCACUGGCCUGAGGAUGGAGAAGGGCAAUUGUGGGGGUUUCCAUGCGUUGUUUAUACCCAUUGAGUUAAACGUUUCCUAUCGGGAACAUUCGACGGGGAGAAAUGUUUCACUCCGGGGUGGCAGCGUGGUGGGUUCACGCACACUGCGCUGUGGGCCCAGCAACCUGAAUUUGAUUCGCGGCACGUGGAGAGCGUCAGUGGAGAGUGAGAUCUGAGACAAUUACUGAUCUACCCCUCACCGCCCAACCCCCCGGGGGCCCCCCACCUUCGUCACCAACACUAACCCUGGCCCCCCAUCACCAAUUACAGUCGAACAGCUCCCCCUUGACUGGCGGAGCGUGUUGAGGAGGCCCUCAUCCAGCAGUGGAUGGGGACGAGGGCGGAUGUAAAUGUUAUUUUUUGGAGGGAUGUAAAUGUUGGGUGGAAAUCUUGCAGGUGUGUUUCAUUUCCCCGUCGCCACACAACCGAGUAGGCUCGUUGGUCAGGAUUUGGGUUUAGUUUGUGCCGUGUUGUUUUCAAGUUCUCGUCCACUGGCCUCAUGAUCGCUGUGGAGGUUUAUCGGUUUAUGAUGGAAGCGUUGGUUUAUUGUAUGUUACAAUGUAUUUACAUUUCUACACCAAGCAAAAAAGAAACAUCACCAAAGUACAUAUAGUCUCGUUAAAGGUUCCAUAUUCCUUUCCAUUAAGCAAAACAUGCUGUAUCGUUUUGUAAUUUCUUAAACUUCUCUGUGUUGCUAGUUUUUACGUUUCGCGUUUAACUCGCCCUGUAAACGGAGACGCCUCUGCAUGCAAAACCAGACUCGUUCGUUAGUGGAAGGCCCAACUCCGCACUUGAGUUGCCUUGUGGGUCUGAUCUUUACGCACCGUCUGGCAAAAAAAAUGAAACGGGCAAUUAGUGCUACUGCGUAGGGGUAGUUUUUCCCGCAGGUCGGCUGUGCAGCUACUCGACGCAUUGAUGGGUGUGUACCGCGUCUUGAUCGGCAUGAUGUCCAACGUUUCGCUUGCCGUGUUGGGAGCAUCUUCAACGAACCGAACGGAUUCAGUUCAGCAACAGGACUCGCAGUAAAUGCCCCCCCCGGCAGUACGUUGCAGCGAAACGUCGGACGUCGCGUGGAUUAACACGCAAUAACAACCAGAAAACAUCGGAGAAGCAAUCUUUGGAGUACACGUAACAAACACAACCACUGGCACACUUUAACAAAGGCAACACAAGCGAUUUAGAUCCGCGUCGCAUCGCGUUCAGCCUGAUUGCCCGCACUGGGGCAUAUUGAAGGGGCUUGACCAGUGGCGUCGUGACCACGUUAUCAGCUCAGGGGGGUGUGCGCCAAUCGGUCAGGGGGUGGCCCCAAUAUUUGAUUUGUCUCGCACCUAGGCUAUUAUACAGGGUGCUUAAAAAAAAUGUGAACACAAUUGAAAAAAUAACGGAUAAUACACUAACAUGAACACAAAUGUAAUGUUAAUAGCUUCAAAAAGUCAUGGCCUCCACUUGUUCGCCAUCGUUGUGAACGCGUGCCUGGAAUCUUCUCCAGGUGGUCUCCAGAGCCCGGAGGAUGCACAUUUCUUGUGGUAUUGUUGCAAAUUCUUAGAAGUGUUCACAUUGUUUUUUUGAAGCUCGCCCUUGUAUAUCGCGGCUCCUAAUCGCAUUGUUGUGCUCGGGGUCUCGAACAUUUAAUGCUGUCCGGGCGCUCCGUCUCUGAAAAAUGCAGCACCUACAGCUACGUAGUAGUCGUACCUCUGCGAUUUUACAUCACUGCUCCUAAUUAAAAUAAAAUACAACGUGGAACGUAAAUGAAGGCAUUUUCAUAAAAUAAAACAUUAAGCCGCGUCAUAAAUAAUUGGUGUGUUCUUUGACACUGUUGUGGAAAACAUCUCACGGUGGUUGUGUUGUAUAGGGGACCCCAACUCGUAACUUUGGCCACCAGGAGGUGGGGGGGGCAAGGCACCCCCUGCCCCCCCACGCAAGUCGCGCGACUGGACUUGACUCUAUUCUCCCAUCGCACACAACUCACCCACACACACCACACACACAACUCACACACACACCACACACACAACCCACACACACACAACCCAUACACACCACACACACACAACUCAUACACAACCCACACACCACACAUACACACCACACACAACCCACACACACACGGCCCACACACACACCACACAGACAACCUAUACACACACCACACACACACACAACCCACACACACACACCACACACACAACCCAUACACACACGGCCCACACACACACCACACACACACAACCCACACACACACCACACACAACCCAUACACAACCCAUACACCACACACACACACAACCCACACACACACCACACACACCACACACACAACCCACACACACACAACCCAUACACAACCCACACACACACAACCCACACACACAACACACACACACAACCCACACACAACCCACACACACAACCCACACACACACAACCCACCUACACAACCCAUACGUACAACCCAUACAGACACAACCCACGCACAACCCACACACCACACACACGCAACCGACACACAACCCGCACACAACCCAUACACACACAAACACGCGAACUUUAUUAGCAGUCACUGAGCCACGUAGGACCCCCCCCCCGCCUCAUUGGGCCAUUCCGCACGAGCGUGAUUCAUGUCGACUUUACAAGAGCGUCGGGGGUUUCACUGCCGUGGUGGAGCGGUUCGCACCACCCGACUUGCAAAUCUCAAAGCGGUCGUCGGUCAGAGCUUCGUUCUCCCGGCGCGGCAGUGAAAACAAUGACGCGAGUUUGUUGUUUGUCUUUUUUUUGCAUCCCCACCUGCAUCUGUUGCACCCAGCAGUAAAAAAUGUACCCGUAAAAACAAAGUUUUUCACUAUCAAUCCUUUAUAUGCGUGGCGGCUAGAGUCAUCUCGUCCUCUGGCUUGAGAUGGCUGCCACCUAUGGGUCAGAUGAUUGCCUGCCACCAUUAAGCAAUUGGUAAUUUAAGAUAAUAUUUUUUUUCCCCUAAAAAGUGUAAAAUGUUGAAAAAAAAUUUUCACGAAAAUAAAUUGUCACGCACGACGAGUCUGUGUGCAAAAUGUCAGCUCGAUUGGAUCACGAGAAGUGGGAUAAAAAACGACCGAAAGAUUUGCACGGUCGUAAGCGCGCAAGCAAGCAAGUGAACUUAAUAUAAAGGAUUUAAAAAUGGGUCGGCAGGUUGCGUGAUGUCACGUGUGGGUACACCCAAGGAGCCGUCCCUCGAGUACGGCAAAAUCGGGGCGAUUGCCCCGGGCCCCGGUUUAGGGGGGGGGGGUCUCUUCCCCCCCCCCCGCGCUUCCACGUCAUGGCAUCAGAUGUAAUACUUUCUGUGCGAUUUGCCCCGGGGCCACCGCACCCCCCCACACAUCCCCUCCCAUAGACGGCACCCACCUCUUCCAGAGGCGUUCGGCGAGGGAGGGAGAGAGAAGGCCAACUACCACUCGUGAGCUCCGUAGGCAGGACACGUCAUUCUCGUGGAAGUGUCGUGGGCUAGCGAUUGCAGGGCUGCGCCUUCAUCUACGUGCGUCGACUCGACGUGUCGACUGUCAGCUGUCGACGUAAGCUGUGGAGAUUUGUUUUUCUGGUCGAGAUCGUGUUUAUGCAUCGAUGUUCUUCUAAAGUUGGCACAUAUCCGCGCGCGAAGACCACGUGUGCCGUCCCCCCCCCCCCCAUUGGCAGGUAGAAUACUUUGUAACUGACAACGCCGAUCUCCACGCUCUGUAUUUUAAUGUUUGAUAACGUGUGCUGGUAGAGCAGUAUUUGCAAAUUUCGUAAUAAAUCUAGCAGACCGAAA